Molecule: messenger RNA, 468 nt
Organism: Penicillium expansum
Lineage: Eukaryota; Fungi; Ascomycota; Eurotiomycetes; Eurotiales; Aspergillaceae
Exons: 1
Coding region: 1-468 (155 amino acids)
Source: RefSeq, a predicted model, not a curated record
AUGUACGAGCUCGUGCAUUUGCGGGAUAAGACUAAGGAGCGCUUCCAGAGUGUGUUCUUCACGUUGCUGGACGUGGAGACCUAUGAAAUGCGCGAUCUUUAUAUCGAGCAUCUCUCCAUGCCCGGGUGGUGGCGCUCUUCGGGCCGUAUUGAUGAUGUGGUCGUUAUGGCGGAUGCGAAGAAACUCAACACCAUCCCCUACGAGACGGUCAUCGAGCAGCAUCCUCAGAUCGCGACCGCCUUGAUCUGCGGCACGGGCCGCAGCCGCCCCGCCGUCUUGGUGCAGCCGAUUGAGUGGCCUGCGUCGGAGAAAGAGUCGCAGCCUAUGGCGAGAGCGGGAGAAAAGGAUACGGUGCAGAGGAAGAGAAGUCUUCAGCUCUACCAGGAGGAGGUUGAUGAGGCGUAUUGUCGGGCUGAAGAGCUGGGUCUCCUUUUCGGCGCGAUUUCAGAGAGUGGUGGCUUGGUUUGA